AUGGUGGCGGGUUUGUGGCUGGGUGAGGAGGGGCUGUCCUGCGCGUCCCUGCUGCGAAUCAACGAAGACAAUCACGGACAGUACCAGCACGGCCAGGCGGGGUUACAGUACGCGACGGUGGUCAUUGGUCGAGGUGAGGGCGCCAAGGCCUUCUGGAAUAGCUUGGGCUUCCGCCCCGUCACCACCGCGGAUGGCCACGUGGCCCGGCGGGUCGUCACAUGCAGCCAGGAGCAAGCCCCGCGAGAUGAUGUCUGGAUUGCCAUGCUGGACGCGAACUCUUUGUCGCGCAUGAUCCAUCGGUCAGUGACGGCGGCGGGCGGGUCAGUGGCGACCGACGGAGCAGCGGCGACGGCCGCGGUGGCGGCUGUGACCCAUGGGUCAACGGCGGCGUUUGAGGCGGAAGCGCUGGUGGCAGAGCAGAGGGACCAGCAGUGGCCUGGUGGCUUGGGUGUGGGUGCUGAUCGCGGCGGUAGCGCGGGAGGCGAGGUUCACACCCCGGCCGCGGCCCUGGCCCUGGCCCUGGCGCAUCAGCGAGUGCAGGAGGCAGCGGAGCUUGUACGACGGCGGUUGGAGCAGGGGCCCCGUCGACCCCCUGCACUUCCUGCGAAGACAGCGGUGGCGGCAGCGGCGGCGGCGGCGGCGGUGCCAACACCACCACCGCCACCACCACCGCCACCACCACCGCCACCACCACCAGUUUCUCGAUCCCAACAAGGAACCGCUUUCCGCACUUCCCACGCCCCUCGCGCCCCCUACGUCAUAGACGCCGCGGCGGCGGCAGCAGAGGCCGCCGCGGCGGCGGCGGCGGCGGCGGCGGCCCAGCGGCGGCGGCGAAUUCUCGCCGCGGCAGCGGCGGCAGGCGCGCGACCCGCCGCCGCCAGAGGCGCCGCGGCAUGGCUGGAUUUGUUCGCAGCGAUACGGCAUAUGGCCCGAAAGCCUCGCGCCGCCGCCGCCGCCGCCAUGUCCCCGGAGCCGCGCUGCCGUCACAUUCCUGUCGGAGCCGUGCCGCUGGCACCUUCUUUAGCGACUCUUGCUUUGGCAGCACCAGCAGCAGCAGCUGCUGCCGCCAUUCCCCCCGCAGGCGCUCCCUGCCACGUGGUUCGCGUCGGUACACAGGCGACGGAUAUCAAACUUGGCGUACGUGUGUGCCGGGAGAUCUUCCCGUACCAAAUGGACGCGGCGGUGGCGGAGGGCAGGCGGCAGCCCGUACGGGUAGCGGCGCGCCUGCCGGACGGCAGCUUCCGUCGGUACGACUGCUACCUCGCCGCCAGCACCUCAGGAAAUUACUGCUUGAACAGCGUGACCUCGUUUUUGCGUGACAUGGGCUGCUUUAUCGGCAAUUGUAAACUGCUGUUAUGGGUUCAGCAGCCUGAGGGUUUGGUGGUCCUGGCCCCCGCGGAUGAGGUCGGCUUGGCGGCGGCGGCGGCGGCGACCGUGACGGCGCCGCCGCCGCUGCCGGCAGCAACAGCAGCAGCAGCAGCGGCGGCCGCCAUGGCUCAGCGGCAGCCCAACAUUCCCGCCGUACUGCUGACGUCGGCAAUGUUUCGGAGUGACGAAAUUGCCGUACCAGCACCGGCCGUGGUGGCGGCGCUGGGUUGUAAUGCCGCCAGUGGCGGCGGCGACGGCGGACUGAUGACGGCGUUUUCGGCUCCUCUGUCAUCUGCUCUGUCGUCGCUUUCAAAUCAACAUCAACAUCAUCAUCAUCAUCAACAGCAGCAGCAGCCGCAGGUCACGAUACCAGUCCACGUACAUUUCUGGCGCCGAAUCUUCCGAAUCAGUGACGCGGUUCUUUGCGGUUUCGGAGCGGCACCUGAGGUCUUGACCUGGAAGCUGUACGGCCUGGGUUCAUGGCUGCAGUACAGAGGCGUCACGCCAGGAGAUAGUUUGCUGCUGACGGCGGCGCCGGGAGGCGUGGAGGCCGCCGAAAGCAGCAAGGGCGUCGUACUUCGUGUGGAGCUGUCGUACCAACGCCCUGGUGCAUCUGACAAGAUGCGCGCGUCGGCGUCAGCGUCGGCGGUCAAUGGCGUCGGCAGUGCGCGGAAACGGUCCCGUGGGGCCGCCACCACCACCACCGCCGCCGCCGCCGCCGCGGCCGAAGUCAUGCCCUGCGAUGACGACCUUCAUGACGAUGACGGCGACGACGAUGACCAUGUACGACAGAAACAGCGGAAGCAGCGACGCUGGGUAUCCUUGGGAUUCGGAGCAGCGGCGGCGGCGGCGGCGGCUGCUUCCACAGGCACGGCCGUGGCGGCGGCGCCUUCCCCAACCCCUUUUGGCCCCGUCCAUGAAUUUCCACUUUCCAAAAGCCAUCUUGCGAAUGUCAGCCUGGCGGCGUACAUUCCCCGCCAAGUGGCCGCCAGGCUCAUGAGGCCCUUCCUGGAGCCGCCGUCUCUUCUUCAGGAGCCGCAAGGGGAGGGUACGGCGCCGUCAGGGGCCCCGCGCCCGGCGGCGGCGGCGCUGGAGGAUCCCGAGCCGGGACUGAACGUACCGGAGAGCUUCCCCGUGUGGAUGGCGGAGGCGGCGCCUGACGGCGCCGACGGCGGCGGAGGCGUGGUACUGGUACCAACCGAUGGGGAUAUGCGAUGGUACGGCAGUUCCAGUAAAUGGCGGCUCCGGAAGACCGUCCCUUGGCUGUUGGCGGCGGGGGCAAAGCCCGGCAGCUUGCUGGGACUGCAGCUUGCAAAGUGGGAGGGGGAGGUGGAUGAAGCCGCCGCUGACGUUGGCGCCGCCGCCGCCGCCGCCGCCGCUGCUGCGGGCGAGCAUGUACCGGAAUCCAGAUCCGGCCGACCUGCGACACGGUUCGCUGUCGUACUGAGCCUCACGCACAGCAAUGAGGAAGACUUGGAUGACGGAGCCGCGGCGUGGGACGGUGCGCAACCUCAGGAGCUGCAACAGCUCGUCAGGCUCAAGGAUGACGCCGCCGCCGUCGGCGGAUGGGGCCCUGGCGGCGCGGAUGACGCGUCCCUGGAGCUAAAGCUGACGGCUCGGCCAUGGCCGGCGAUGUCGCCGACAUUUCCCCUCCGUCAAGAUGUCGUACAACAUGCGUCGUCUUGCCGUCUGCCGUCUGCGGCAAUGGCGGGUGGCGGCGACGUCAAGGCACCCCCCGGAGAUCCCGCCGUCGCCGUACGCGGCCGAGGCCGCGGCAGUCGCGGCCGCGGCCGUCAGCGCGGCGCGACGGAGGGGCUCAGGCGCGGCGGUGGCGGCGAAAGCGGUGGCGGCGAAAGCGGCCCUGGUGAGGAAGGGGUCCUGCCGCUGAGGAUAGGCACGAAGCGCAGGACGGCGAGCCGCCAGCAGGACGGGGACGGGGACGAGGAAGAGGAGGAGGAGCGAUGGCGGGCGUCGGCGAAGCGGAUUGCCGCAGGUGACUUGCUGCUGUCGGCCAUUUGCGCCGAGCUACCGUUACCGCCGCCGCCACUGCCGCUGCCGCUGCCGCCGUCGAGAGCCAUGGCGGCGGCAGCCAGCGGUGGCGGCGGCGGCGGUGCAGGGGCCGUAGCUCGCGCCGAGUUUCGGCCCGCAGAUGCUCGUACUCGUGUAAGUACCACUGCGCCGCCGCCGCCGCCUCCGUUGCCGCGUCCAGGGUCUCCCUGGGCCGGGGAGGAGGAGGUGGCGGAGGUGGCGGAAGAGGCGCCGGCGGCGGCGGUGACGGCGGAGGGUACGGAAGCGGCGCAGCGCCGUUCGACGGCCUCAGGUGGCGGCUCCAUGGCGCUGGCGGCGGCUCUGGCGGCGGCGCUCCGCCAUCGACAGUUGGGACUCCCCAACGGAAAAAACCAACAAGAACAACAAAGUCAGGAAGAGCACCUGCGAUUGGUCGCACGGUUGGACAGCUUGGACGACUACGGACACCGGCGGCUUGAUGACCAGCACCAGCCCCAGCAGCCCCACCAGCCCCAGCAGCCGCACCAGCCCCAGCAGCCCCAGCAGCCCGCUCGGCCGUGUGUGUGGGAGUGGAGUGAUGUGGCGGCCACGGCGUUGUUCGGGGAGCUGCUGGACAACCUGAACCUGGCGGAGGAGGGAAAGCUUCAGGAGAUGGCUGUCUGGCUGAGAAAGCUGGUUUCGGAGGAGGAGGGGGAGGAGGCAGGCCGGGAGGGCGGGAUGGAAGUCGGGUUGGAAUUGGAGUCGCCGCCGCCGCCGCCGCCGCCACGGAGCGCCCCCGGGGUGGGAGGAGGGGGGACCGCCAACACCAACACCGCCAACACCAGCACCGCCGGUGGAGGUGGUGCUGCCGGGUGCGGGGUGGAAUCGGCGCCGGCGGCCGCGGCCCCGACCUCGGGGUCUGCUGCCCCCCGGCUAAGAGUGCGGCUGGCGGGGGUGUCGAGGGAGUGGCUGCGCAUAUCCCGCAGGCCUCUGAGGGAAACUGAGAGCCCCUUGGCAACGGGCAUCUUCGCCGCACCCGUCACCACCACCACCACCACCACCAGCACCACGAAGCUACAGCCGACAGAGCUUCAACGAGCACAAGAGCAAGAGCCGCUGUCGCUACAGCCGCCACAGUCGCCACAGCACCAGCAGCACCAGCAGCAGGACCAAGUAACCCGGUUCGGGAUAGGAGGGCUGCCCGACCGUUUGCUCGUUUCGUCUGUUGACCUGCAUGAGCCGGCGGCAGUAGCGAAAUCUGGCGACAACCCUGGUGACGCACCCGGCCCCAGCCCCGGCCGCGGGCCCGGCAUGUCCCUGGGGGGCAGCCACGGUGUGAAGCGACCACCACCGGGCUCUGAAGCUGCGGGUCCUCCUUCUUCCGUUCUUUUCCCUCCCUCUUCUUCUUCUUUUGGUUCCGGAGCUGCCGCAGCAGCGUCUACGGCGGAGGCUGUUGUCUGCGGGGAGCUGUUAGGGGGUGGUGGGGGUGAGGAUGGGGGUGAUUUGGUUCGGCAGGUUAAGAGGCCUCGACCCGAGGAGCCGGCAACAACGGGCGGCGGGGGCGCGGUCGUGUACCCGGAGCACCACCUCCCCGGACAACAACCGCGCUUUCGAAAAGCCUUUUCGAAAAGCCAAUUUGACACACGACCAUGCAGGUCGCUUGUCUCCGCGGCCGGUAGCGGCGAAGCCCGUUGUGAUGCUUUCCACGGCCCGGACCGCUCCUACGCCUCCCACCCGUCAAGUCAUGUGACCCCAAGUGACGAAGAACUGCUGCACGAAGCGCUGCUGGCGCUGCAAGGUUGCAGCAUCUCCUCCUUGGCUAUCCUGCACCUCGCCUGCCCGCCACCACCGCCCGCUGCCAUCGCCCAUCUGCGAUCUUCGCUCGUCGAGCUGGAGCUCUCCGACGUUUCCUAUUCAAGCGCCGUUGAGCAGGGCGCCUUCAACGUCCUGGUUCGCCAGCGACGCCCCAUAUGCGCCUGCAGCGACGCCAUGAUACAACUUGCUAUUUCGCUACCCCAGUUACGGCGCCUGUCCCUCGCCAACGCGGCCUUCAGUGCAAGCAGCGUCACGGAGCUCGCACGCCUGACGCGUCUGGAAUCUCUAAGUCUUGUAGGCUCCCUGGAGUGUUCUGGCGGCGUGGCCGAGGCUGCUGAGACCUACCGCUGUCUGCUACUGGCGCUGGGAACCCUGCGGCAACUGCGGUUACCCAUGGCGAUGCCCUCCCCAAGCACGGCACUCUUGGACUAUGACGAGGAUUUUAACGGGGAAAGGUACGACGGCGGUGGCGGCCGUGCCGCUGACGAAAACGAUCUAGUUGGGGUCGGCCUUUGGCACCACUCUGUAUCAGCGAGUGCCGGCAAUGCAGUUAGCCGGGCUCUCGCUGGAAAUGGUUCCUCAGUGCCGUUCUUCGGGUUCGGUGUGGGAGCCCAGGCAGAUCCCGCGUGCCUUAUUACAGCUCACACAGCAUCCGGUCGGAGAAGAUCCGCUGCAGUCGGCACAGCGGCGGCGACGGCAGCUACCGCGAGCAACGCACUGCACACCGCCCUAGCUCAGCAGGACCGACAGCAGUGGAGACAGCACCACCACAACCACCAGCAACAGCACCAUAAGCACCAUAAGCAACAGCACCAGCUUGCAGCCGGUUUCGUCUUUCCCCCGCACCUUCAGGACCUCACCAUUCCCAUCUGCUCGCUGAACCGACCCGUGUUCGAGGCGGUUUGUGAAGCGUACGGCAAUGGCGGCAGCCUGCGCGCUUUGCACCUCCCUGCACUUGGCGGUUACUCCCACUGGGAGGGGAGCUUCCUGGCGUCACCCCGGGACUUCGUGCAACUGGCUCGGCUACAGGAACUGGAGCAGCUGCAUCUGAGCUUGGAUGUUGGAGCUCUGGGCCUGAGCCACGUGGGCUUGCGGGUGUGCUUCCAGAACCUGCGAGCGCUGCGCAACCUGAAGCAACUGGCCGUCGGGCGCUGGGGAAGAGGUAACCCGCACUGGGCUGCCGACGCUGACGUGGCGCCGCCGCCGGCAUCGGCGCCGGAGUUCCCUCAGUCGCUGGGGGCCACCGGCGGCGGCGAAGAUGGUGGUGGUGGUGGUGAUGAUGUGCACAUAGCGCCUCUUGAUUUUGCUGAACCUCAACAUGGGAAGCAUGUCGCAGUAGCGGCGAAAGCUAGCGAUGUAUCGUCACGCGGUCUGAAUGUGAGAGAGCUUUGUUAG
Molecule: messenger RNA, 6564 nt
Organism: Volvox carteri f. nagariensis
Lineage: Eukaryota; Viridiplantae; Chlorophyta; Chlorophyceae; Chlamydomonadales; Volvocaceae
Exons: 12
Coding region: 1-6564 (2187 amino acids)
Biological process (GO): actin filament polymerization
Cellular component (GO): actin filament; cytoplasm
Molecular function (GO): microtubule binding; actin binding
Source: RefSeq, a predicted model, not a curated record